Messenger RNA from Trematomus bernacchii (emerald rockcod), 2347 nucleotides. RefSeq names its product interleukin-6 receptor subunit beta-like. Gene Ontology annotation, biological process: cytokine-mediated signaling pathway; immunoglobulin mediated immune response. Gene Ontology annotation, cellular component: external side of plasma membrane. The transcript is spliced from 14 exons. NCBI's taxonomy places the organism in Eukaryota, Metazoa, Chordata, Actinopteri, Perciformes, Nototheniidae. Gene Ontology annotation, molecular function: protein binding; cytokine receptor activity. The record is from RefSeq and is a predicted model, not a curated record. Bases 29 to 2038 code for a protein of 669 amino acids.
GUGAGUUACGUGAAGGCAGGUUGAAUACAUGGGCUCUCACAUGCUGAAGAAUGAGCCUUUAAGACUUUUUUUUAGACUAUACCAUAUGGAAUCUUUGAAAAGCUGGAGUUUACUACACGAAUACAUUAUCCUGUUGAUACUCUUUACAACGGUCAGCAAAGGGUCAGCAUGUGAUGCUCCUUCCAGUCCUGAGUGCUUCAGAAGAACCGCUGAAGCUCCCGAUUACAGGUGUGAAUGGAGCAUGAAGAACACCACUGAGAGCAAUGUGAAAUUUGAUCUUUACAUUGAUGAAGUAAGAGUCAGGAACAUUGCAAGGACCUGGUUUGAGAUCAACGAGAAACCAUUUAAACGACUUAAAAAUCGUUCUGUCAAGAUUUGGGUUGAAGCUCACAUAGGAAACUCCAGAUGCGCGUCCACCAACACGUCUGUUGUGCUCUCACACACAGUUAAGUAUGAAGCACCAAAACAUAUUUCCAUGUCCUGGUUAAAAAACAACCUCAGCUUGAGCUGGACGGCAUCAGAGAAGCAUCCAGCUGCAGCAGAAAUCCUGUUACGCAGAGAUGCACACCGCACAGAUUCAUGGGGAAAAAUAACAACAAAUACCACCAGUGACACUUCAAUGCACCAUGUGCUUGUUGAGAAUCUGUUAAAGGAUACAGCUUACCAGGUUAAAAUCAGACACCGGUCCACUAAGGCCCUAAACCCACUGUGGAGCGACUGGUCUCCUGUUGUGACUGUUCCUGCAGAGCUGGAACAAAUACCUGAAGUAACCAUGAAUAUAACCCUUUCAAAUGGGACUCGAAAGGUGGUGCUAACGUGGAAGAAGAUGCCCCAUGCCGAGAUGUACAGUCUGAAUGAAACACAGUCUUCCAAUGGCUGUAAUUGUAAGAAAAUAAGAGAUUAUCGCAUCAACACGACUGAGACUAAUUACACUACUUUUGUCUCGUACUCUGCUGUCAAAAUCUUUGUUAACGGCAGAAACGCAGCAGGAAGUUCUCCACCAGCAAUCCUACAAAUACCAGCCGUACCAGCUGCAGAGUUAAAAAUUUGUGACAACACCUUACUGAAUAUAAAACCAAAGAAGAAAACUUGCCCUAAAUGGUUCGAGCUUCAAGAUGCAGAUUUAGGGCUAAGGUCUGUUUCUGAUACAGACAUUAAGGACUACGUUCGCUACCUGUACUUUGAACACAAAUGCAUUGAUGGGAAACCAUGGACACAUAAAAUGUGCCUCUUUUAUCAAAAAGAGGGCGCUCCCCUCAGAGAACCUCAGGACUUCAUUGCUUUCAGUGAAACACACAAUUCUACUAACUUGUCUUGGAAAGCCAUUCCCUCUACAGACCAGCGAGGUUUCCUCACACACUACAGCCUGUGCAGCGUGAAAGUCAGUUCACAGGAUGAGCGCAAAGAGUGCCAUAACAUAUCAGCCUCAGUGAUGAAAUACCGGCUCGGAAACUUGACGCAAGAAACUACAUACCGGGUCAGCCUGGUUGGAGUGACCCGAGUAGGAGAAGGACCUGAAGCCACAGUCACUAUCAACACGCUGCCAGAGAAGCCUGUGAAUGUGUUGUGGAAGCUCUGCCUGCUGUUUCUGUUUGUUAUACUCACAACAAUGUGCACCUGCAUCUUGAAGAGAAUCAAAGACAACAUCUUCCCUGCUGUGCCGACACCUGUUAUUCCAGAUUUCAUCCCUUAUCAACCAGAGAGUCAGGGUUUUAUGGAGAGAAAGGAGGAGGUGGAUGAGCUGACGCUGCUCCAGCUUCAUCCAGAGGUAAAGUCUGUCCCUGAAGACGCAGAAGAGAGCGCUGUUCUCGCUGGAGAGUGGGAGGAAGACACUGAUGAGGACGAGGACAACGAGAGAUGGGAUUCAAGGAUGUUAGGAGGGUCCAGUGAUGAGUGUCUGAGUCCUGGCUCUACAGAGGAGGCACUGAGGAGCUCCAGAGAAGGAGAAAUGACAGAUGUCGAACAGCUGGACAAUGAGAUCGCCAUGCUGAUAUACAAGAAAGGUCUGGUCUUCGAUGUGAAGACGGACUCCCUGUGAGAUGAAUUUAAAUGAUUUUACUGCCCCACAGCACAACAUUGACUUAUAUUGAAGACUGCAUACAUAUUUUACUGUGCAGAAUCAUCUACUUAUUAGGAAAAUGUUUAUUAAAUGUUCAUGUUUUUUUUUUCACUAAGCAAUGCAGGAUCUCAAAUCACUGUUCAGACUUCAGAUCUUUUUUCAUUUUAGGUAAUUUCAGAUAGAGAAAAUCUCAACAACCUUUGGAUGAAUUGCCAUGAAACUUUUAACCUCUUAAGGACGACGCUCCCCCCAUUGGACCCCUCCCACCGUUUUUUUUUCGAGACAAUG